This is a messenger RNA of Triticum aestivum (bread wheat), 1029 nucleotides long. RefSeq lists its product as uncharacterized. Lineage: Eukaryota; Viridiplantae; Streptophyta; Magnoliopsida; Poales; Poaceae. The record is from RefSeq and is a predicted model, not a curated record. The transcript has 6 exons. The coding region runs from base 43 to 975 and encodes 310 amino acids.
UUUACGUGUGUUUCAUUGGAAGGAACACAAUUCACUGUACUAAUGGGAGCUGAUUAUAUCGUCACAUUGGUCUUACUAUGCUUUUUGUUCAAUCCUUGCUACCUCACCUUAGUUGAAUCAGUAGGCGUGGAUGGCCAUCUACAGAUGAAUCAGAAGAACAACACCCUUUUAAGACCUAAACCGUUUUGGUUUCCUUGGAGAGCUAAUUUCAUGGAUGAAGGCAGCAACAUUAUUUCUCAUUAUGCAAUGUGGCACACUGAGCCAGGACAAUUCUAUGGCCUUCGAGCUGAAAUGAGUAUAUGGGCUUCACCAAAUCUAGAAACCUCUCAAGAAUCUGGAGCAUCCUUACAAAUUUAUUGUCAAGAUGGAGGACACUACAACUUAAUUCAAGUUGGAUUCCAUAUUUCCCCCUCUUUGUACCAUAACAGAGAUAUUCGCUUCUUUACAUAUUGGACUAAAGACUUGAAAUCCAAGGGGUGCUACAACUCACAAUGCACGGGAUAUGUACCUGCAAGUGGAGCGAAGCUGGUGCCUGGACAAGCCAUUGCUCCUCCAUCAGUUUAUGGCAUACAAGAUCACUACAUGAGGAUUAGCAUCAACAAGGAUCCAAAUUCUGGAGAUUGGGUGGUAUACCAUCAUGAUUUAGAAAAACCAUCAUUCUUGGGACAUUUUCCAAAGGAGCUUUGCCUUGGAACAAAACGUAUACAAGCAAUGACCGGAUUUGUGAAUUACUUGAAGAAUGCACAUGGUCCUCCAAUGGGUAGUGGCCACUUCCCUGAUUAUAAUGAGAAGAAAUCUGCCUACUUCAACCACAUUAAGAACUACAACUCCAAGGGUCAAGCUUUUGACCCCUUUUGGACUAAGGCGGCCAAGUUAGUUGAUAGGCCAGAUUGUUAUGAUGCAAAUGAUUUAUUUCUUGAAUUUAAGAAGGGUUAUACAUUCAAUUAUGGUGGACCAAGUGGUUGUAUUGGUUGACAACAAAGUUGUGUUUCCAUUUGUAUUGAAUAAAUAAAAAUGUGUUACUUCAUG